AUGGCCAUGCCGUUAGAUCACGCAUCUGGAAAAACUUUGAAGGUACCAGCAUUUGACGGAGAGAUGUCCUGGAACGUUUAUAAAACCCAGUUCGAAGCAGCGGCAACUAGUAACUGUUGGAACGGAAAAGAACGAGCAACAGCACUGAUACUGGCCCUGCGAGGUUCAGCAGCAGAGGUUCUUCAGACGAUUCCGGCGGAGAACCAUUUCAACUAUGAAGUUCUGGUUAGCGCGUUGGAUUUAAGUUAUGGUGAAGAACACAUGAAGCAGAUUUAUCGGUCUCAACUUAGAAACAGAACGCAACGAUCUGGUGAAUCCAUUCAGCAGCUGGCACAAGAUAUCGAACGGUUGACAUUGCUGUCGUAUCCAACAUCAGACCCCGAGCACAGAGACGAAACUGCCCUGGAUACGUUUAUCAAAGCCCUUCGUGAUUCGGAACUCAAGCAAUCCCUUCUCUUGUCAGAUAAACGAAAACUCAAGGAUGCCGUUGCGCACAGUCUCUUUUGA
Messenger RNA from Helobdella robusta, 507 nucleotides. RefSeq lists its product as hypothetical. The record is from RefSeq and is a predicted model, not a curated record. The transcript has a single exon. Lineage: Eukaryota; Metazoa; Annelida; Clitellata; Rhynchobdellida; Glossiphoniidae. Bases 1 to 507 code for a protein of 168 amino acids.